CUGCUUUCGAACCCAGAUCGAGCACGGGAUUAUGUCGCUGGCGGUUCGCUCUUUUUGCACCUUUUGAGCUUGUUUGUCAACCCCGAAAUUCGACUAUCUUUUAUUUCUGUCUUUCACAUCGCUCUUCAUCUCGUUACAUUCUAUACACCUAUUUAAUUUACACAAGCAAUCUCGACAAAGCCGCUAAAUGGAGUUUGAGGACGUUUUAACAAACCAGCCGGUGGUCAUUGACAAUCACCUGCGAAUGAUGGCUGGCGCAGUGGAGGGCGACCACUUUAUCGGGCGACAGGCUGAGGAGCUGCGGGGGCUACUCAAGGUCAGCUACCCACUGGAGCACGGCGUCGUGACAGACUGGGAGGACAUGGAGAAAAUCUGGUCGUACAUCUACAACGAUGAGCUAAAGACACUCUCGGAAGAGCACCCGGUGCUUCUUACUGAGGCACCGCUCAACCCGUCGGCCAACCGGGAGCAGGCCGCGCAGAUAUUCUUCGAGACCUUCAACGUGCCAGCCUUCUACACGUCGAUCCAGGCUGUGCUCAGCCUGUACGCAUCGGGCCGCACUACCGGCGUGGUACUGGACUCGGGCGACGGCGUGUCGCAUGCUGUGCCGGUGUUUGAAGGCUUUGCGCUACCGCAUGCUAUUCGCCGCAUGGACGUGGCCGGGAGGGACGUCACUGAGUAUCUGCAAGUGCUGCUGCAGAAGGCUGGGUACAACCUUUAUACAUCGGCGGAGAAGGAGAUUGUGCGCCAGGUCAAGGAGAAGAUCUGCUAUGUGGCGCUGGACGCAGCCAAGGAGGAGAAGGACAUGGGGUCGGUGAGCGGCGGCGGUGAUGGAAGAGCCCGCAGUGAUUACCCCGGCGUGCACCAAAUUGUCGCCGACUCUAUCAGCCGGGCUGACAUUGAUUUGCGCCGCUCGCUCUAUGCCAACAUUGUUUUGUCUGGCGGCACGACGCUGACCAGGGGCUUUGGCGACCGGCUUUUGGCCGAGCUGCGGAAGCAGGCUGUCAAGGAUUGCAAGAUCAAGAUCUCCGCGCCGCCUGAGCGCAAGUACUCGACGUGGAUUGGUGGUUCGAUUUUGGCGUCGCUGAGCACGUUCAAGAAGAUGUGGAUCUCGGCUGAAGAGUACCAGGAAGACCCAGACAUUAUCCACAGAAAGUUCUUUUAAUUUUUAAAAAAAAUGUUAAAGGUGUGUUUUGCUUUCUUUUGUUUAACAAAUGCU
This is a messenger RNA of Kickxella alabastrina, 1219 nucleotides long. Its product is annotated as putative centractin. The record is from RefSeq and is a predicted model, not a curated record. The coding region runs from base 188 to 1165 and encodes 325 amino acids. Lineage: Eukaryota; Fungi; Kickxellomycota; Kickxellomycetes; Kickxellales; Kickxellaceae. The transcript is spliced from 3 exons.